UUUAUAAGGUAUGUUUUAAUUUUUGUACAUUCUUUUACAGACAUAUGGUGAACAAUCAAAAUGACACAAUAUCUACCUCCAAAUUUAUUGGCACUUUUUGCUGCCCGUGACCCUAUUCCAUAUCUCCCCCCUGUUGACAAACUAACAUGGGAAAAGAAAACUGAUGGAUAUUCUGGUGUUGCUAGCCUCAUCCAUAGAUUUGAGGAUCCUGCAAACACACCACCACCCAAGCAUGUUGAGACCCGUGACGAGAGAAUGGAGCGCAAACGCCGCGAGAAAGCUGAACAAAUCCAGUACAAGCUUGAGCAGGAAAUUGCUAUGUGGGAUCCUCACAACAUUCCUGACGCCACCUCUGAUCCUUAUAAAACCUUAUUUGUUGCCAGGAUAAACUAUGAUACUUCCGAGUCAAAGCUCCGCCGAGAAUUUGAGAUCUAUGGUCCAAUUAAGAAAAUCCGCAUGAUUGUCAAUACAACAAACAACAAACCACGAGGCUAUGCGUUCAUUGAGUAUGAACACGAGCGAGACAUGCACUCGGCUUACAAGAACGCCGACGGCCGCAAGAUAGACAACAGGAGAGUGCUCGUUGACGUCGAGCGAGCCCGCACUGUCAAGGGGUGGCUCUCGCGUCGACUUGGGGGAGGCUUGGGUGGCACACGCAGAGGCGGCCCUGAUGUCAACAUCAAGCAUUCAGGCCGAGAGGACGACCGUAAGAGAGGAAAUGAUGACAUGGAUCGUAGCGAGCCUGCGCGUAGCCGUGAUCGUAGUCGCACUCACGAGCGACGCCGUAGCCGCAGUCCCCGCAGCCGUGAUCGUGACCGCGACAGAGAGCGCGACCGCAAAAAGCGAUCACGCAGCAGAGACCGCAAGCGCAGACGGUCAAGGGAGCGCCCUGCUGAGGUUACGGUGGAUGAAGAGGAAACACGCGCUGCUCGUCGUCACCGCAGUCGCUCCCGCGACCGUGAGAGGAAGCAUCGUCGCUCCCGCAGCCGAGAGCGCAAGCACCGCAGGGACAGGGAUCGCGAGCGUGCACCGAAGCUUACUGGUAUCGAGGGUGGAGCGCAGACCGGCGACUUGCCACCCAAGAUCAAACAGGAGCCUGACGACGACUACCCCGACUACAGCAACAGCAACCCUGUCUACAACAACAUUCCUCUCAAGGACGAGGAAGGCAGACCUAAGAAUGGCACCAAAUUCGAAGACGAUGAGGGAAACAAUGAGAUUGACUAUUGAUCGCCAGUAUCCCCUCUAUAAUAUUUCUAUCCAGUUGCACAAUAUUGAAGUUCACAGCGCCUGCCAUCUUGCUUCAAGUAUUGGUUAUCCGAUUGCUCUCAAUUUCGAAUGCCCGAUGAGUUUUGUGAAGAAAAAAAAAAACUUUAAUCUAAUUUUCAUUCAUUAUAAGUAAUUUAUAUGCUCGUGUGUUAAUGUUUAAUCGACUAGAUUUUCAUAUUUACAAAUCUGGUAAUUGGCCACCGUUUUUUUUUUUUAAUCCUGGUGAUUGCAUAAUUGCUUUAAAACUCGUUGGAGAUGUAGCUUGUAUAAAUUGUGUUCAUUUAGCUUCUAAUAUACUUAUCGUUGUGGCAUUAUAACGGUGUCAAAAUAAAGCAGCCGCGUCUUGAAUUGGGAGUAAAAAUAAAUAGGUAUGUUCAAUUUAUAUUUCUCGUGUACAUAGGAUUCAAUUCAAGGCUUUAGUGGGUUCUAGGAGCAAAUUGGUGUCACCACAGCAACAUCACGACAGCAGUUAUUAUAGAAGAAUUUCAUCGCUUCUCCCCGUACAUAUUAGUGUUAGUCUCGAAGCCUAAAUUGAGUCAUCUUUUUUUCAAAAUUUGUUCGAAUAAUGUAUGCAAAAAUGAACAAAUCUUCGCUAAAAGUGUCAAACCCUACCUAAUUCUAAACUUAUUUUCAGGUUCUUAAUUUUUCGAUUUGUCGUUGUCGUCUAAUUCUAAACUUAUUUUCAGGUUCUUAAUUUUUUUAUUUGUCGUCGUCUUAAUUUUGCGAUUUGUCAAAAAAAAAAUUAAUUAUUUCUUGUCCUGGAGUUUGCCGAUGCUCGAGGCUCUUGGAUUUAUCCUGAAAUUUUUUUAGCGACAACACCGACAAUUUUUCUGAGUUCUGCUUUGAAUGUAAUUUUUCUCUUUGUGAUUGAGUCUAGUAGGUUUAUUGUGCAUAUGGAUUUGAUUCUCAUGAAUUGAAUUAUGAGUUCUUAGCGUUGCUAUUACUCGCCAAAAUUAGCACCGCGAUUAGUAUGUUGCUUUCAAAUCAGCAUUGAUGGGGUUUAGUGAAUGUGUUAAUUAUUAGCGCCAUAAUUUAUAAAGACCUUUCUAACUGGGACCGGAUGGCUUGCUAUAUUUUGUGACGAGUGAUCUUAGCAUUACACUCGAGUAAAUUAAAAUUCAACACCCAUUUAUCUUUCAUGCCCGCUGGCCGAGGCCGAGUAGUAGAGUGCAUUUUCCUCAAUCCUAAUAAAGUGGACGAAAGAA
Messenger RNA from Hyalella azteca, 2474 nucleotides. It is a transcript of the gene snRNP-U1-70K, whose product is annotated as U1 small nuclear ribonucleoprotein 70 kDa. Gene Ontology annotation, molecular function: mRNA binding; U1 snRNA binding. The record is from RefSeq and is a predicted model, not a curated record. Gene Ontology annotation, cellular component: precatalytic spliceosome; U1 snRNP; U2-type prespliceosome. Bases 61 to 1230 code for a protein of 389 amino acids. Gene Ontology annotation, biological process: mRNA splicing, via spliceosome. The transcript is spliced from 9 exons. NCBI's taxonomy places the organism in Eukaryota, Metazoa, Arthropoda, Malacostraca, Amphipoda, Hyalellidae.